ACGCCUCAACAUCUGAUCGUGCAGUCGCACUGUUGCGUAACAGUGAUAACAACUCUUAUUUUGGUUUAAUAUCCUUGCUGUAAACUUUAAUAACUGCAAUUAUGAAAGUCUCGACACUUGCCCGCGGCUUGUUUAGCGCCAUCAAGACGAACACCGCAUCCCUGACCCGCUCACAUUUCACAUAUUACCCCACAAAACUGUCGUCUGAUGGCUCCACUGGCAACUCGCAAAAAAUGAACAUGUUCCAAGCCAUAAAUAAUGCUAUGGACUUGGCCCUCGAAGAAGACAAAUCGGCAUUGUUGUUUGGAGAAGACGUGGGAUUCGGUGGCGUUUUUCGUUGUUCCAUCAAUCUAAGGGAUAAAUAUGGCAAGGAUCGGGUUUUUAAUACCCCAUUAUGUGAGCAAGGAAUUGCAGGUUUUGCAAUUGGCGUGGCAAACACAGGCGCCACAGCAAUAGCUGAGAUCCAAUUUGCCGAUUACAUUUUCCCAAGUUUCGAUCAAAUUGUGAACGAGGCUGCCAAAUAUCGUUAUCGAAGUGGCGGUCUAUUUGAUUGCGGUUCAUUGACGUUCCGUGUGCCUUGUGGCGCUGUUGGUCACGGAGCCUUGUAUCACUCGCAAAGUCCGGAAGCGUACUUUGCUCAUACUCCUGGACUGCGUGUUGUGAUUCCUCGCGGUCCUAUCAAGGCGAAGGGCCUGCUGUUGGCUUGUAUUCGUGAUCCGAAUCCCUGUAUUGUGUUUGAACCGAAAACUUUGUAUCGCGCUGCUGUUGAAGAAGUGCCCACGGCUUCGUAUGCUUCUGAGUUGGACAAAGCGGACAUUUUGCGCGAAGGAAAAGAUGUCACGCUUAUCGGCUGGGGCACUCAGAUCCAUGUACUAUUGGAGGUUGCAGACAUCGCCAAGAAGCAAUUAAACAUUGACUGCGAAGUCAUUGAUUUAGUGUCCAUCUUACCGUGGGAUACGAAAACAGUUUGCAAUUCUGCCAGCAAAACUGGUCGUGUAGUUAUUGCCCAUGAAGCGCCAUUUACCCAAGGAUUUGGAUCUGAGCUGGCCGCCUACAUACAGGAGAAGUGUUUCUUGCGUCUGGAGGCGCCCGUCAAGCGUGUCACCGGCUGGGACACACCCUUUCCUCAUGUCUUUGAGCCUUUCUACUUGCCGGACAAACAUCGCUGUCUUGCUGCUGUCAAGGAGAUCGUCAACUAUUGAUUGAUGUAAUGCAAUAGCAAUACUAGAAAUCUAUUCGAAACGGAUGCAUUUAUUUACCGAACUUUGCUUUAAAUAUUCUCUAAGUUUAUCUAUUUUGUUGUGCCUGCAUGUUGUCUAUAAUAAUUUUUUGUUUUUCUAUAUGUUAAGACGACACUCCAGCAUAGCUGAAUAAUAAAUAUUAAACAUUUAAAAAGCCAAUCUCAAAAUGUUCUUAUAAAUUUCCAAACCGAUUUGUCGCAAUUUGUGAGUAAUGCCCGAUAAAAUUAUCGUGAAUCAGAUUAAAGUUCUUUGCAUGAAACCACAACUAAAUAAAAUUAAGAUUAUGUUAACGAUGAGAAUAACAAUAUGAAGAUUUAUUGCGCUAGCAUCUUUGGUGACGCCCAGGGCAUAAUAUAUCACUUUAAAUAUACAUUAGUUGUUUUCUUUUUUUUUUUUGCACGUAACAAUUUUACUUCUUAACUAUUUAAUUACAAGAAGAAAAAAAGGGUUUAUUAUUUAAUAAUUGGAAUAAUCGGCGCGCAAUGUUGUGCUUAAUUAACGUCUCCGCAUCGUGAUAAUAUAUAGUGAAGUUGUGUGUACAUUUUUGGGAGGGAAUUGCAUUCCAUU
This is a messenger RNA of Drosophila sulfurigaster albostrigata, 1808 nucleotides long. It is a transcript of the gene BckdhB, whose product is annotated as 2-oxoisovalerate dehydrogenase subunit beta, mitochondrial. The coding region runs from base 102 to 1202 and encodes 366 amino acids. Gene Ontology annotation, molecular function: catalytic activity. Gene Ontology annotation, biological process: branched-chain amino acid catabolic process; response to nutrient. The transcript has 6 exons. Lineage: Eukaryota; Metazoa; Arthropoda; Insecta; Diptera; Drosophilidae. The record is from RefSeq and is a predicted model, not a curated record.